Molecule: messenger RNA, 750 nt
Organism: Acaulospora colombiana
Lineage: Eukaryota; Fungi; Glomeromycota; Glomeromycetes; Diversisporales; Acaulosporaceae
Source: the annotation of a GenBank genome assembly
AUGAGUCAAGUACAGGCUACAGGCCGACCGUCCGUCAUGAAUAUCUCCGUCAAGUUUGGCGUGAGUGAUGCGCUGGAUGCUGCAGUUACCGACGCUGUGAACUCCGGCAUUCACGUUAUCGUCUCAGCCGGAAACUCCGCAAAGGACGCCACUACACAGUCCCCUGCUCGAGCACCCGCCGUGGUUACGGUUGGAGCUAGUGACAUUACGGAUGCCAUGGGAUACUACAGCAAUAUGGGGCCUGUCGUGGACAUCUUUGCACCUGGGACCAGUAUCAUCUCCGACUGGGUGACCACCGCGGAUUCAGUUCAGACCCUUACAGGCACAUCCAUGGCAACACCCCACGUUUCCGGAGUGACUGCCUACAUGAUCUCCAGAGCGUACUCUCAGGCGUUCGUGACCUCUAAUACCACUAACCUACUUCUAAACAACGGCUUUAAAUCUCCUGGAGGUGGUGUUAAUCAAGUUACAACAACACUCUCCACGACCGCCACCAGCUCCAGUUCAACCAGCAUCUCGCCCACCUCAGCGACGGGCUCUAACUCGGCCGACGCCACUACUCUCACCACCAUCAGCACUGAACCCACCUCGACAGCAAUCCAAUCCUCCACGGAAGAGAAAACGGAGGACGCAGACGGUUCAUCCUCUACGACUAGUCCCUGCCCCACCCCCACUAAGAAGGGAGAUUGGCUUUUACACACCAUCCACAGAUUGAAAUCAAGCAAAGGGUUCGCGCUAUGCGCGACUCGG